AUGUCAUACCCUACGUCACACAAUCUGGUAGAGUUUAAUCCAUUUGAUGAUUCAUUUCAGAUGCCACCAUAUAUACAUUCCCUGCCACCGAGUAAUCUAGACCACCUGAGUCAAGAAGCGCCGUCGGUGUCGAAUGUGCGUACUAGUGCAGAAUAUGAACAAAAUGUUGGAAGUCCAUUCAUGAUGACUGAUGAAAGUUUGCAUGACGCCGAUGAUAUAGAUGAAGAAGAAGAUUUAGAGGGUACCACUGUUGUUUCGGAUGAUGAGGUACGAGUUGAAGCACCAAGGUCGGGUAUGGAAUUCCCCAGUGCGAAAGAGGUUAAGACCUACUACAAGCAAUAUGCCAAGCAAGAGGGUUUUGGUGUACGGUCAUUUAGGACUAGGAGAGAUGAUGAAGGGAGACCGGUGUACGUGACAUUUGGUUGUUCCCGUGGCGGGAAGUACCAACCUAAGGGUAACAAUAUCUCGAGGCCACGGCCAACAACCAAAACAGAUUGUAAGGCGAGGGUAAAUGUGACCUUGAAUAAGAAUGAGAAAUGGGUAUUCAUCACUGUUAUAAAUGCGCACAACCACAUCACUGUGAGCCCCAAGAAGACAAGACUUUUGCGAUCUCACAAGUGUCUUGAUGAAUACAAUCAGAGGAUUCUCGAGCUUAAUGAUAGAGCUGGUAUACGAAUGAGCAAAAAUUACUAUUCACUUGUCGUUGAUGCGGGGGGUUUUGACAAUCUUCAAUUUCAAGAGAAAGAUUGUCGGAAUUUUAUUGAUAAGGCGCAACAUUUGAGGUUGGGCAAAGGAGGUGGCGACCCCCUUAAUCAGUAUUUUCAAAGAAUGAGAGAUCAGAAUGACGGUUUUGUCUCUAAUAUGGAUGUGGAUGAUGAUGGAAGGUUACGGAACGUGUUUUGGGCUGAUGCUCGGAGUCGAGCGGCCUAUGAAUAUUUUGGCAACGUUUUAACUUUUGAUACAAUGUACCUAACAAAUAGGUACGGGAUGCCGUUUGCCCCAUUCGUUGGUGUUAACCAUCAUGGGCAGUCCAUAUUAUUAGGAGCGGGGUUGCUUUCAAAUGAGGACACAAAUACUUUUAUCUGGUUGUUUCAAAUGUGGUUAAGUUGCAUGAAUGAUAAGGCACCCAAAGCUAUCAUAACCGACCAAGAUCGGGCAAUGAAGAAUGCUAUUGCAUGUGUAUUCCCCCAAAUUAGACAUAGAUAUUGUUUAUGGCAUAUUAUGCGCAAACUUUCAGAGAAGUUAGGGUCUCAUGCCAAAUUUAAUGCGGGGUUGAAGACUGACAUUCAAACUGCAUUAUAUGACUCACAGACCACUACAGAAUUUGAGGAAAAUUGGGCUCAACUACUUGCGAACUAUGAUUUGGUCAGCAAUAAAUGGCUUCAUUCGUUAUAUGAGGAAAGGUCUUCUUGGGUUCUAGCUUACUUGAAGAGUGUAUUUUGGGCUGGUAUGAGCACGACCCAACGGUCUGAAAGCAUGAAUGCUUUUUUCGACGGCUAUGUCCAUGCUGGAACAACGUUGAAAGAAUUUGUGGACCAGUUUGAUAACGCCCUUAGAAAGAAGGUCGAGGUAGAGACAAUUGCGGAUUUCAAUUCUACCAACCAAACUAUUCCCUGCUUGUCUCAUUUUAACAUCGAGAAGCAAUUUCAAAACUUAUAUAUGAAUGCAAAGUUCAAAGAGGUCCAAGGAGAGUUGCUGGACCUAAUGUGUUGCAAUUGUUGGUUGGUAAGCACACACGGGUGCAUUUUAAAAUAUGAUGUCUUGGAUGAAAUAUCCAUUGAUGACCACAUUAAACCAGUCCAAUACUCUGUUUACUAUAACGAGGAGGAGGUGGAGGUAAAAUGCUCAUGUGCACUAAAAGACAUUAAGAGGAGAUACACCUUACUUAGAAGUAGUUACGAUGACCAGCGGGACAGAUCAGAUGCCAAGAAUUAUGAGCUUGUGGUUAAAAGAUGUUCGCAAUUGGCAACCAAAAUUUCCUCAGAUAAUGAAAAAGUCAGUGCAUUCCUGCGUGUUGUUAAUGACUUUGAGACAAAAUAUGAAGGUUCAACACUAGAGUCGACAUGCGAGCAAACGAAGGCACAACCAAAGAUGGUCUUGGAGAAGGGUAAGAAAAUAUUAAGCCCCAUUGUGGUCCGAGGGAAAGGGAGACCCCCAAGUAAGAGGAAGGUUCCACCUGUGGAAAAGUUGGCAACAAAGAGGAAAAAACCGACAUGCAGGAAAAUUUUGGGGGAUGCAGAUGCAACACAAUUGGAAGACAAUACGAGAUCUCAAGAACCCCAAGAGCCCUGGGCAUAUCUUGCAGCACAAGCACCAGAGAGAGUAGCGACUGCACCAUCUGGAGAGGAGACACCAGUCGCAUCCUCAUUGCCAGCACUGAAUGUACAGACCGCAGAGUUGGAUGCUGGCUCGGAUGAUAGUGAGAACCGCGUUGAGGUACCUGAUGAUGGUCUCACAGACGAUCAGUUUUGUGACAUUGUGCGAGAGCCUUCGGCUUCUUCACAUGAUGGCAGUAAAGUGAUCCGAUAG
Molecule: messenger RNA, 2529 nt
Organism: Carya illinoinensis
Lineage: Eukaryota; Viridiplantae; Streptophyta; Magnoliopsida; Fagales; Juglandaceae
Product: protein FAR1-RELATED SEQUENCE 5-like
Exons: 6
Coding region: 1-2529 (842 amino acids)
Source: RefSeq, a predicted model, not a curated record